This is a messenger RNA of Neurospora tetraspora, 773 nucleotides long. RefSeq lists its product as uncharacterized. The transcript has a single exon. Bases 312 to 632 code for a protein of 106 amino acids. The record is from RefSeq and is a predicted model, not a curated record. NCBI's taxonomy places the organism in Eukaryota, Fungi, Ascomycota, Sordariomycetes, Sordariales, Sordariaceae.
UAUCGAUCGAAGGCCGUCAAGUACCAACUCACCAGGGCGUCAGGUUCCCUCGCUAAGGAAACAUACCUUGAUAUGCUAUGGGCUGGAGACUCGUCUUGUCAAGGCCCCUGUGGUGGGAGAACUGCUCGUGGAAACAUCGUGUCGGUGUGUGGGCAAGGAAAAGAAGAAGAUAUAUAAAAGCCGGUGUCACUCCCACCAGUCUGAUGGAUAGAAGAUCAUUGCAACUUCAAAAUCAUCUUUAUCCAGGCUUCAAGCAGCUAUACUCUUGAACAAGCCCUUGUUUUCUCUCUCCCAGCCUGUGGUCUGCAAACAUGGAUCGCGACCUCGAUACUAUCUUGAGCCAGAUUCGCAAAGGGUCUUCAUCGGUCGACAAGAUUUCUGCUACAGGUUCGUCAGGCAACACCAUCAAACGAGACGAGAGAAGAAAAAAGGCCAUUUAUGGGCUAACAAGGAAGUGGAACUAUCCAGGCAGCUCAACAACGGCGGGACGCAACCACGAUGAGGUUGACAGGAGUGACAAGACGAAGACCUCCCACGCCAAGGGAAUGACACCGAUAGAGCGUUUCCAGGCCGAACGCUUUGGGGAUGGGCCGUGGAACAAUGCCAAAGAUGUGUACAUGCCGAAGAAGUGAUGGUGUGUGGACAUUCGACCAUCAUUCAUGGUCCGAUCCAUGAGACACAUGUAUGCUAUGUUAGCAAAGUCGUUCAUCAAGCAAGAAGGAAAGGGAAAAGCACUCCAGGAACGACAUGGUUCCAUUAACUUAUCUCUCUCC